CACUGGUACCUGCAGGCCCCUCCCCGGUUCUCUAGGGCCCGCCCUCUCCUUUCACUCUGGGCGACGCGGCGCCUAUCCCGGCCGCACCGGUCCCUCCCGGCUUACGCGAGGCUCCCAUGGCUGUGGCGGUGGCCCCGUGGGGGCGACAGUGGGAAGAGGCCCGCGCCCUGGGCCGGGCAGUGAGGAUGCUGCAGCGCCUAGAAGAGCAAUGCGGCGACCCUCGGCUGUCCCUCAGUCCCCCUUCGCUGCGGGACCUGCUGCCCCGCACAGCGCAGCUGCUUCGAGAGGUGGCCCGUGAUCGGCGGGCGGCUGGCGGAGGUGGCCCCGGGGGUCCCGGCGGCUCCAGGGACUUUCUCCUCGUCUACCUGGCCAAUCUGGAGGCCAAGAGCAGGCAGGUGGGCGCGCUGCUGCCGCCCCGGGGCCGAAGGGGUGCCAACGACGAGCUCUUCCGGGCGGGCUCCAGACUCAGGCGACAGCUGGCCAAGCUGGCCAUCAUCUUCAGCCACAUGCACGCAGAGCUGCACGCACUCUUCCCCGGAGGGAAGUACUGUGGACACGUGUACCAGCUCACCAAGGCCCCAGCCCACAUCUUCUGGAGGGAGCGUUGUGGAGCCCGGUGCGUGCUGCCCUGGGCUGAGUUUGAGUCCCUCCUGGGCACCUGCCACCCUGUGGAACCAGGCUGCACAGCCCUGGCCUUGCGCACCACCAUCGACCUCACCUGCAGCGGGCACGUGUCCAUCUUCGAGUUCGACGUCUUCACCAGGCUCUUCCAGCCAUGGCCAACACUCCUCAAGAACUGGCAGCUCCUGGCAGUCAACCACCCGGGCUACAUGGCCUUCCUCACCUAUGAUGAGGUCCGAGAGCGUCUGCAGGCCUGCAGGGACAAGCCAGGAAGGUAAAGGGUCCGGG
Piliocolobus tephrosceles (Ugandan red Colobus) is the source of this 909-nucleotide messenger RNA. It is a transcript of the gene CBLC, whose product is annotated as Cbl proto-oncogene C. Gene Ontology annotation, molecular function: phosphotyrosine residue binding; receptor tyrosine kinase binding; ubiquitin protein ligase activity. Bases 117 to 899 code for a protein of 260 amino acids. Gene Ontology annotation, biological process: negative regulation of epidermal growth factor-activated receptor activity; cell surface receptor signaling pathway. Gene Ontology annotation, cellular component: membrane raft; plasma membrane. NCBI's taxonomy places the organism in Eukaryota, Metazoa, Chordata, Mammalia, Primates, Cercopithecidae. The record is from RefSeq and is a predicted model, not a curated record. The transcript is spliced from 4 exons.